Molecule: messenger RNA, 718 nt
Organism: Lotus japonicus
Lineage: Eukaryota; Viridiplantae; Streptophyta; Magnoliopsida; Fabales; Fabaceae
Product: phospholipase A2-beta-like
Exons: 4
Coding region: 140-568 (142 amino acids)
Biological process (GO): arachidonate secretion; pollen germination; pollen tube growth
Molecular function (GO): calcium ion binding; A2-type glycerophospholipase activity
Source: RefSeq, a predicted model, not a curated record
ACGAUCUAGAGGCUGGUUUGCUAAUUUCAGCUCCCAAUCCCAAAUAAAACAACAUCGUUUUUUUUUUCCUUGAAACUAUACAAAGAACUAAGAAUAAGAAACGGACAGACAUCAAGACCCUUUCUCCUUUACGCCCUCAAUGGCUGCCUGCAUUAUCUCUCGCGCCACCGCCACAUUCGUUCUAUUAUCCCUGGUUCUCGCCGUCGUCCUCCGCUCCUCCUAUGCCACCGAUGCCACAUGCAGCAGGAAUUGCAUUGCAGAGCAUUGUGAUACGUUGGAUAUUAAAUACGGCAAGUAUUGCGGGGUAGGUUAUUUCGGUUGUCCUGGUGAGAAACCAUGCGAUGGGCUUGAUGCUUGUUGUAUGGGCCAUGACGAAUGUGUCACCGUAUUCGGAAUGACUCACGUCAAAUGUCAUAAGAGAUUAAAGAACUGCCUAAUCAGGGAGCAGAAAACUAGGAAUGUUGGAUUUUCUAAGGAGUGUCCCUACAAUAGAGCUGCGCCUACUAUGAUAAGAGGCAUGGACUUGGCCAUUUUGCUGAGCCAAUUGAAUGAAACAUUUCAUGAUUAGUUCUAACAAAACUUUAACCGUUUAGUAAAUGUUGUACACUAUUUGUCAUUAACAAAGUUUUCUAGAUUCAUGAAAUGUUGAUCUUAUAUGAUGCACUUGUUGAGCCUGGCUACGCCAAUUUAUUCUAAUAUGUUGUAAUUUAAUUUAUGA